ACAAUCACGACCUGGUUUGUUUGUUUGUUGUGGUUGGCGACGAAAAAACCGCCAGGACACACACACGAUGCCACGACCGCCAGCAGCUGCACAACGCGCUGGCAGUGCAAGCACAAAGAGCACGAGAAGCACAAAGAGCAGGAGAGAGCUCGCAACAGGAGCAAGUAGCAGUGAACGUGUACGUGGUCGCCGUCAACACCGAUCUGAACCGCGCAAGGAGGAAGCAAAGAAGCCUCAUCGUCAGCAACAGCGCCCGCCGUUCACGCUUGAGUUCACAGAGGCUGCACGAUCCCCCUCCCCACGGGGACGCCGCCACGGCACAGCGUCUCAAAGCCCAUCCCGCCAUACCCUGCAGAAGGCGGCAGACUCUGACGUGUGGAAGCUGCGUGUACCCAGCAAGGAGUGGCUGGAGAAGUAUGGUCUGGGCAAGCUGGCACUGCCCUUUGAACAUCACCUGUCAAGGCGUCACAAGGCAAAGCUGGAGCGGCGCAGAAAUCGCCUACCACAGCGUCAUGGGGCGCCAAGCAGCGACGACAGCGAUUCCGACGAUGACAGAGACACCGGCGACGACGACGCUGAUGAGACGGGCGCUGCGAAAAGAACGCAUGUACAUGGGGGCAAAGCGGAGGCGGAGAGCGAGGACAAGCUCGAUGAAGAUGAGCUUGCGGCGCUGCACGUGUCUGACCUGAAGGAAGCGCACGCCAAGACCACCGCCUGCCGCCAACUCGUACAGCAGCGCCUGGACUGGCUGUUGGAAGGAAGCCGCGCACAUUUCGGCGCGUUGACCGGUGUUCAGACCGCCAUCAUUAUCGCCGAUGAUCACAGCGACAAGCGGCGCCUCGUCGACCUCCUCUGUGAGCUGCUUGAGGACCAAGUGCUGCUCCAUCCGUCCAUGCAGUGGAUUCGCGCAACCGCCUCUGCCGCCAUUCACCAUUUUAUGCCCGACACAAAGGAAUCCAGUCUCAACCAGGUCUUCAAUUGGCUGCAGCAGCAGGCCCCUUUCGCGCCAGCCCUCACCGGCCAAGAAGCUCGCAAGAGCGUAGCUUCGUUGACGCCGGCGCAGACGCGCGCACACCAAUCUGCGACGUUCUCCUCCCUGCUAAAAGGCCUCACCAUCCGCUCUCGCUCGUCGUCGCCGCAUGGCAUCUCCGCCGGUUAUCGCGAGGACGGCAUUGACGUAUGUCGUGCUGUUGAUGCCGCCCUCGACCACCACCCGCGCCCGCGCCGCAUCCACCUCAUCCUCGGCUCCCCGCCACGCCGAUCGGACGAGCAAGUGCUCGAUCAUGUGCGCCGCGCCCUCGCCCGCGCCGGACAACACGUCCGCCUCGAUGUCGUGUGCACACACGCGCAGAACCGCCGCCUCCUCCAGCUUGCACAUCAGCUGGCCAAAGUUGGGCGGGGGCGGCGGCACGUGCUGAAUGUGGAGAGCGGGGAGCUGUGGAGCGAUGACGUGCGGGCGGUGCAGCGACACCUCACGCGCGCAACGAAGACAGAACGCGCAGUGGAGACGGCGCUGAAGGAGGCGGUGAGGAUCGCACACGUGCAGCAGCUGGCAGAGGACGACCGGCGCCGGGAGACGAAACAGAGAACACAGCCCAGGCGUGGUGGCGGUGGCGGUGGUCGCAGGCGAGAAGCUGGUGGCAGGGCGAACAAGGGAUGGAUUGUUGGAGAUACAAGGUCAUCACGGCUGCGGAUGAAGCAACGUGAUGGCGACAGGACACAUGACAAGCCAACGACCGCCACCAGACGCGUGAGACGCGACAAGCGCGAUCUCUCGCGUGUUCCGGCACACGAUGUACCGCCGCAUCUCCUCGGCAGCACGCGCUGGCUGCACAAGUACGGCCUCGACGUGCGCGGCCUCUCCCCAUACACGGUGUUUGCGGAUGUGGCUUACACGUGUUCAAAGCCUGGCCUCUAUAUUGGACGAGAGUACAAGACCAUGUGCAAGGUGAUGUGGACAGACGGCGCCGAGCGAACGGUGCACAUUGAUCCGGCGCGCGUGCUGAUUCUUCGCCGCCAAAUCGCUGUUGCCAAAGACCUCUACACCCGUCGCCUCAACUGGCUCGGAACAGGGUCGCGCCGGCUGUUUCCAUCCAUGCAAGAGUCGGUUGUCACCAUCGUGGUGGAGGCGAAUGCAAAGACGCAAAAGUCAUGGCCGCUGUUGCUUGCACACAUCAAGGCAGCACUGCAGGAACAGGUUGUGCAUCGCUCCCACUUCAACGUCGUGUUGUAUGGUGCACAUGCACACAAGUUCAGCCCAGACGUCGUCCCCGCCUCCAAAUCGUCCAUCCGACACGCAUGGGAAUGGAUCAAGUACUUUGACAUUGAGGAUUCAAAGGCCAACAACAUCUACGACGCAGCAAAAGCCGCCAUCGAUAACCUCAGGCCACAGCGCCACGGCACCGAGCAUGGCAUUUAUUGGGUGACUGCGUCUGGCAAUUCGCAAAAGUCUGAACCGACCAUCGCUUACAUUCGAGAAAUCCUGGCUGAAGGACACACGCACAUGCACAUGCUCUCGUACAAUGCACACCACGUUGAACGCACUCGCGAGCUGCACCAACAGCUGGCCGAGGCCGGUGGAGGGCGGUACCAGUUUGUGCAUGAGGAAGGAACAGCGCUUGAUGAGGCGCACAGGCAGGACAAGUCCUGGACAGCGACGCAGGAGGCUGUGGCUGCCAUUGCCGCCAAAUUCAAAACCAAGGAUAGUGCUGAAUCCCGGGCGCUGUGGAAGAAGGCACGAAAUGCACACAUUACACAAAACCCAGGGAGCAUUGCUGAGUUGCAUGGACCGCCAACGCUGUCGCUGGAUUCGUUACGGAAACAGCAAUAUGCUGUUCUCUCCACGUGGAUGCACCAACGCACGCGCACGGCCCUUCACGAUGCCCUUCGCAGCGAUGCACUGGAUGAGAGUGGAUCUGCGGAGGUGGUCUGUAAGUCAUGCGGCACAGACACGCUGCUCUUGCAGCAAGAGAUUGCGCGCGCUGACGAGUACGUAUCUGUGCUGGACGGGAUGCUGACGGCGCUUCCUGCUGAAUACGCGCUGGCGGCAUUCAAGACCGCAGAGAAGAGGGGAGAGACCGUCCCUGCACACAUUGCGGAGGAGUUGAGGAGGAGGAGACAGGAGGAAGUACAGCAGCAGCUGGACAGGGAACAGCGCAACAGCGCUGAUGAUGACGAUGGGCGUGGGGGCGCCGGCAGCAGUGCGGAUGAGGGCGGCGGCAGCGCACGCAGCGAGGGCAUGCGCUCAGAGACCGGCAAAGACAGCAGAUUGGCACAAGCACGAACACAGACCACCACCACUAUUCCAAACACAGGUGGAACAAAUAGAGGCGGGGGCAGAAGCGAACGCACACAACAGCUGUCCACUGCGGCUGGUGGUGGUGCCGGCGGCCGAGCUAGAGCGAAAACGCUGCGUCACGGUGUGCCCGCUCACGUGCCCCUGACAAGAAGCACGCAGUUGCGACAGCAGCAGCUGGAGCGUCGGAAGAAGAACAACGAGAAGGGCGCGGGUGACGCUGUGCGCCCAUUCACGGCCCGAUCUGCACCGCACACACGAGGACAUCGCUCUGCAGCCACCACCGCGGAAAACAGCACCAGUAGCAGCAGUGGCAUUGGUUGCGGGUCAAGUCGACGCGCCAACUCCGCGGGCACAAAGAAGAGGGCAGUGGCCAAACAGCACAGUUCAUCUGACAGUGCGCGAAGCAGGCGGUACAUGCUCAUCAACACCCCUGCGGAGAUGACUGGUCCCCAGCGCGGGCCAGCCGUCCCAGCAGAUGCGGGCGACAACGUCACUGUGCCCGGCCUGGCGAAGGCGCCGGUCGACAUGCCGUGCACGUCCAAGAAGUGGCUCGCAAAGUGCAGCCUCAAGAAACUUCGCCUGACGAUGGACGCCUUCCUGGCCACCAACAGUCUUCUACACGAAGAGCAGCACGUCUCCACGCUCGCGCGCAACGUUCAGGGAGAGUUUGGCUCGCUCUUCCCGGUGAAGACGCACACGAACAUCAAGUCCAAGAAGAAUGCUGGUGCCUGCUGGUACGUGAUGGCAAAACCACAAGAGUUCAGCGAGUACCUGAGCAAACUCUCACGCGUCCUCACUCACUACGAGCAGCGGCUGGCGUGGCUCACAGAUGGCUAUCGCCGCGUGUUUGGACAUUUCCAAUGCAAGGUUGUGCUGGAGAAGGAGAUUCGGGCGGUGAAGAUCUGCAUGCGGCGGGCGCACGAGCUCAAGGAGGCCGUUGCGUCCUCAGUUGGCCGGAAACAAGAACCAGUGGACAGCGAUGACUCAACCGACGGCAAGCAGCAACAACAGCAGCUGCAGCGCCAGAAGAAGAGCACAGGCGGGCAAAGUUGCGACACAACAACGGCAUCAACGGCAGCGACAGAGGGACUCGAUGCUGACAUGCGGCGACUCCUUCGUUUGCGAGACCGCGCACGGGCCGCUGGUGCUCGCCGCCUCCGUGAUGACGACGAGGAAGAUGAUGGUGAUGAUGAUGGUGAUGAUGAUGAUGAUGAUGAUGAUGAUGAUGGUGAUGACGAUGGUGAUGGUGAUGACGACGAUGAUGACGAUGGUGAUGGUGAUGACAACAAUGACUCGGCCGUGCUGUCUCGGCAGAUGACGCGAACCCCACGGAGCACGCGGUCGACACAGCUGCGACGGAUGGUCACGGAGUUGCGGUACAAAGAGGAGGGGGAGGAGGAGGGCAACGAACAUGAACGACGUGGCGGAAGGACAGCUGGAAGGAACCAGGCGCCAAGUGAUGGUGAUGACCAGGACAGUGAUAGUGGUGAUGAUGACGGUGACGGUGACGAUCGUCAUGCAGAUGAGCGGGCUUGGGAGCACGAAGGGCAUCUGAUCGAUGACGAUGCCGGUUUGAACUACAACGACAUCAUGCGAGCUGUAGGGCGUCGUGCUGCCUCUUCACCACCACAUCACCACCGCCACGCUGAUGCGGAGAGCGACGCGGGAUCUGUUGACACGUCACGGCUGCAUUCGCACAACCGGACCGUGCGGCUCCUGGCAGGUGCAAUGAGUGACGCGGACAUUGACGAUGUUGUCAGCGACGACGACGAUGAUGAUGAUGAUAGGCAUGGUGUGCACAAUAGAGAGCGCCGUCACAACAGAGCAACAGCGAGGCCACGACCCCACAACUCCAGAAGACAUAGGCCUGCAGGAUCGGUGGUUCUGAGCAAUGUCCCCCGAUUGGCGACGGAAGAAGACAUUGUGGCCAUGUUCCGGCGACGUCACCUGAAGCCUCCGUUCAAGGUUGUGAUACCCUGGGACGAUCAGCGCGAGGAAAACGUGGGCACGGCUUAUUGCUUUUUCCACCUGCUCCACGACGUUACUCGUGCUGCACAGGCGAAACGCCUUCACUUGCAGGGGCAAACGAUAUUUGUGGCAAAGCGUGCAAGCAAGCAGGACAUGCUGCCCCACACAUCCAAGGCGCUGAGCGAAUCUCUGCUCACUGUUGGAAGCAAAGCCAUUCAUCAGCACUGGUUUGCUUCCAGCCUGGCGUCCUCCUCUGCCACACUGUGAAGUGCUGCGUUUGCUUUGUUGGUUGCCGCCCGAACAAGAACAGCACCACACAACCACCACGUUGCAGUUGUUUGACAGUAAUUUGUUAUUGUGCCAAGUCAUUUGAUUGCUAUUGCGACAGCACCGACACGAUGCAUAAAUUAUCUCGAGCUGAA
Salpingoeca rosetta is the source of this 5688-nucleotide messenger RNA. RefSeq lists its product as uncharacterized. Lineage: Eukaryota; Choanoflagellata; Craspedida; Salpingoecidae. The record is from RefSeq and is a predicted model, not a curated record. Gene Ontology annotation, molecular function: nucleic acid binding. The transcript is spliced from 32 exons. The coding region runs from base 68 to 5533 and encodes 1821 amino acids.